Molecule: messenger RNA, 2316 nt
Organism: Uranotaenia lowii
Lineage: Eukaryota; Metazoa; Arthropoda; Insecta; Diptera; Culicidae
Gene: Ns2
Product: nucleolar GTP-binding protein 2
Exons: 2
Coding region: 182-2242 (686 amino acids)
Cellular component (GO): nucleolus
Molecular function (GO): GTP binding
Source: RefSeq, a predicted model, not a curated record
GACCACGUUUUCCCAUUUCGGUCGGUAGUGGGUGUCGUUUUGCGUUGCAGCCGAAAAUUACCUUAAAAAUACGAUAAUAUUCGUAAAAUUUCGGUUUAAAAAUUGUAGUUAAUAAAAGUUUAAAGUAGGUGUUUCCUGAAAAUAUCGUUAACAGAAGGAAAUCACUCAAAUCAGCCCCACAAUGCCGAAGGUAAGUUCCCGUUCGGGGCCGCCCCGAAAGCUGUCGACCAACAAGUCUGGGCAUUCGAUGAACCCGGAACGGUCGACCGAGGGCCUUAAGGGAGUGGCUAAACCGAGAACCAAAGCCACCAUCAAGCGGCUUCAGAUGUAUCGGAACUUCAAAGCGAAGCGGGAUCGAGACGGGAAGAUUCUUACGCCGGCACCGUUCCAAGGAUGGGUUAACAGUGGAACCGUGGCCAGGGUUGAACCAUCUCCAAAGUGGUUCGCCAAUUCGAGGGUUAUUUCCCAGAAUUCUCUGCAGAAGUUCCAAGAAGAGAUGGGAAAGGUGGUUAAGGAUCCGUACAAGGUGAUCAUGAAAGCUACCAAUCUUCCGAUAACAUUGUUGAAUGAAACGGCUCGGUAUCAACGGGUUCAUUUGCUGGAUACCGAAAGCUUUGAGAACACUUUCGGUUCCAAAAAGCAGAGGAAGCGUCCCUCGUUGAAGGUACGGGACUUGGAGGAUUUGAGCAAAAGUAUUGAGGAAUCGACGGAACGGUAUGACGAGAGUAAAGAUCGUGACUUGGAUCGGGAGGAUAUCGAUGGGGUUAAAGAUCAGGUUCGAGAUUGGGUUUUCGCUGCCGGGCAGAGUAAACGUAUCUGGAACGAGCUGCAUAAGGUUAUCGAUUCGGCUGAUGUGCUGCUUCAGGUUUUGGACGCUCGAGAUCCCAUGGGCACUAGAUCUAAAUAUAUCGAAGGUUUCCUGCGUAAGGAAAAGCCCCACAAGCAUCUGUUCUUCAUUCUAAACAAGGUGGAUCUGGUACCGAUUUGGGUGACCCAAAGAUGGGUGGCUAUUUUGAGCAAGGAAUAUCCGACCAUCGCUUUCCACGCCUCGCUGACUCAUCCUUUCGGCAAAGGGGCCUUGAUCAAUUUGCUGAGACAGAUCGGAAAACUGCACGUCGAUAAAAAGCAGAUAAGUGUUGGAUUCAUCGGUUAUCCGAAUGUUGGAAAAUCUUCGGUUAUUAACGCCUUACGAAGCAAAAAAGUCUGUAAAGUAGCCCCGAUCGCCGGUGAGACAAAAGUUUGGCAGUACAUUACCCUGAUGAAACGGAUCUUCCUGAUAGAUUGUCCCGGUGUGGUUUAUCCGACAGCCGAAACCGACACCGAAAAAGUUCUGAAAGGUGUCGUUCGAGUCGAGCUUGUUAACAACCCAGAAGACUACAUCGAAGAGGUGCUUCGUCGAAUUCGUCCCGAGUACAUGAUCAAAACUUACGGCGUCUCUGAAUGGACCUCACACAUCGAUUUCCUGGAACAGGUGGCCCGGAAAGCUGGUAAACUACUGAAAAAAGGUGAACCAGAUGUGCCAACGGUCGCAAAAAUGGUUCUCAACGAUUGGCAACGAGGUCGGCUACCAUUCUAUGUGGCACCGGAAGGAUUUGAGCUGCCAAAAUCGGUUCUGGAGGCCGAGGCAGCUGCUGCCGCAACCGAAAAGCAGGACGAAGAUCAAAAGAGCUCUUAUUCGGGUGUCACAGCAACUCCAACCAUUCCCGAUUCAAUCAAGAAGGGCAAGGAGCUAUUCCAAAUUCAGGACUUCCGCAAGAUUAAGGUCAACUUGGAAUUCGAAAACGAUGACGUUCGAGAAAUCGACAAAAUCGAUUUGGAACUGUUGGAAAAAUUGAAAGAAGAGAAGAAGGCCGAAAUCAAAAAGAGGAAGCAAAGCAAAACCGGGGAAGGCAAAAAAGAGGACGACGAAGAUUCGUCCGGUAUUUCCGAUUUCUACUCGGAAGACGAGUACGAUGAGGAAAGUGGAAAAGUCGUACACAAGAGUGCCAAACAGCAAAAGGCGGCAACCGAAACCGGUGACGGCGCCAAUGAAAAACAGCAGAAGCUUAAGAGUGCCAGUGGAAACUUUGUGGUGGAAGAUGAAGAAGAAAUUGCUAAGACAGCCGUCAAGAAAACGAAGCUGACGGCCAAACAGAAGCGAGCAAUCGAACGGGCCGGUAAGCGGAAGAAGAUCGGAAGCAAUUUCUACGAAACGCACAACGUUAAGAACCGGAAUCGGAACAAAAAACCGAAGGCGCCUUGAGGAGGGUUGGACGACGAAGGAAAGAAAAAAAUAUAUUCUAAAAAAUUUAAAGGUAAAUAAAACUAUUAAGUUUA